AGCCACAUUUGAAUCCAUAUCCCAGUUGAAAAACAACUCGUUUUUGCCAUAGUCGAACCAUUUAAAGCACCACACACAGAGAAGAGUCUUUCCAUUUUUAAGUAUUGCCAAACACAAUUUUGAAAAAUGAAGUUUGGAAAAGAGUUCUCAUCACAGAUGGUGCAAGAAUGGCAGGGGGCAUACAUGGACUACUCCCAUCUCAAGAAACACCUCAAAGCCCUCCUCAAAUCCCGGCAGCAGAGCAACAACAACCCCGGCUUCAAGAGACGGAGGCAGGCCAUGUACAGGGCCUUCAGCGGCCUCACUGGCCGGAGCUCACCCAAGGCGAGAGAAGAAGAGGCUGUCAUGAUCCCACAUAGUGCAUACCAGGCCUUGCUCAUGAAGCUGUCAGCAGAAGGCGCUGAGCAAGAGCUCGAGUUCUUCAAGAAGCUCGACCUUGAGUUUGAUAAGGUGAGGACGUUCCACGAGGGGAAGGUACAGGGAAUACAGGAGAAUGCCGUGGAGCUUAGCAAGCAGAUGGAUGCUUUGAUUGCUUUGAGGAUCGGAGUCGAGAGGCCGGAUCACGUGCAAGAAACGGUGGCUGCUGGCGUGGUUUUGAGUCCAGCGGCUAGAAGCCCUGAAGGAGAGCAUAUGGAUGUGAUUCAAGAAGUUGAGAUGGACGAGGCCGAGGAGAAAACUAAGAUUCUUGAGGGUUCGAGGCCUGCACGUUUGCAAGUUUUGGAACAUGUCAAGAUCAAUGUUGAUCCUGAUACCCCUGUCUCGACUCUGAAAAACGUCGUCAUGAGCUCGAAGAUGAAGCUGUCGUUCAGCAAGGACGAGCUGAGGAGAGCAGAGAAGAAGAUGCGCAAGGCCUUCAUCGAGUUCCACCAGCAGCUUCGCCUUCUCAAGAGCUACAGUUUCUUGAAUAUGCUUGCCUUCUCCAAGAUCAUGAAGAAAUAUGACAAGAUAACUUCAAGGAAUGCUUCAAAAACAUACCUGCAAAUAGUCGACACAUCAUCUCUUGGAAGCUCCGACGAGAUUUACAAACUCACCGAAAAACUAGAGGCCUCGUAUAUCAAGCACUUUGCAAAUGGAAAUCGAAGAGAAGGAAUGAAGGUGUUGAGACCAGGAGCGAAAAGAGAGAGGCACCGGAUAACGUUCCUUCUAGGUCUAUUCACCGGCUGCUGUAUAGCUCUGAUUGCUGCCAUCAUCGUCUCUGUUUAUGCUCGCAAUCUUCUUCAGCACGAAGGAGGAAGACAGUAUAUGACGAACAUAUUCCCACUCUACAGCUUGUUUGGAUACAUCGUCCUGCACAUGGUCAUGUACGGAGCAGAUACCUAUUUCUGGAGGCGAUUAAGGGUGAACUACCCCUUUAUAUUUGGCUUCAAACCAGAGACGUCACUUGGCUUCAGAGAAGUCUUGGUCGUUGCCUCUGGACUCUCAGUACUCACCCUAGCUGCUAUUCUUGCUCAUCUCGACUUGGAGAUGGAUCCGGAGACAGAGAAAUUCCGAUUAAUAACUGAACUGCUUCCGCUGUUCCUAGUAACUGUUGUGCUUGUUAUAACACUAUGUCCCUUCAACAUAAUAUACCGUUCCAGUCGCUUCUUUCUCAUUCGUUCUACAUUGCACUGCAUCUUUGCCCCUCUCUACAAGGUUACCUUCAUUGAUUUUUUCGUGGCAGAUCAGAUGACGAGCCAGAUUCAGGCUAUCAGAAGUCUGCAAUAUUAUAUAUGUUACUACGUGUGGGGCGACUUCAGAAAGAGAUCGAACGAAUGCACAAACAACAGUACUUACAAGUUUCUAUACAUAGCUGUGGCCGUUAUUCCAUUCUGGCUGCGCCUCCUUCAGUGCCUCCGACGUGUGUUUGAGGAGAAAAGCGCUAUGCAGGGCCUCAAUGGCCUAAAGUAUUUCUCAACAGUCGUUGCUCUUGUGAUGAGGUCAUUGUAUGAUAUCACUGUACAAAAUGGCAAUGCAUCGGCGUUUUGGAGAAUCAUGGCUGCAGCAACCUCCGGCAUCACGACCAUCUACAACACGUAUUGGGAUAUUGUAGUGGAUUGGGGUCUCCUGCAAAAGAAAGCCAAGAACAGAUGGCUGCGAGAUAAGCUUCUGAUAUCAAACAAAGCUGUAUAUGUAGUAGCUAUUGUAGUCAACAUACUUCUGAGGCUUGUAUGGAUGCAGCUGGUCCUUGAUUUCAAUCUACCAUUUCUCCAUAGAAAUGCCAUGAUCGCUGUUAUUGCCUGCUUGGAGAUACUUCGUCGUGGCAUUUGGAACUUCUUCAGGUUGGAGCAUGAGCAUUUCAACAACGUGGAAAAUUAUAGGGCAUUCAAGUCCAUACCUAUGCCAUUUUACUAUGAAAAAGACCACCACAUCAUGUGACAAACAUGACUAAUGAAAUUUUGUCCUGUGUUAGGGAGAUGUCGUUUUAAUAUUUGUGAUAAGUGUGUAAAGGAAAGCAUUUCCAGUAUGUGUAGAUAAUUUUUCUGGUGUUAUUUAGCUAAAUCCUGAAUCAAUCAUCAGAAUCUUCUCAAAGUUUUACACAAAAAAUACAAGAACAUUGGAAGUUCAGGAA
Molecule: messenger RNA, 2548 nt
Organism: Salvia hispanica
Lineage: Eukaryota; Viridiplantae; Streptophyta; Magnoliopsida; Lamiales; Lamiaceae
Product: phosphate transporter PHO1 homolog 3-like
Biological process (GO): phosphate ion transport; cellular response to phosphate starvation
Cellular component (GO): cytoplasm; trans-Golgi network; Golgi apparatus
Molecular function (GO): inositol hexakisphosphate binding; phosphate transmembrane transporter activity
Source: RefSeq, a predicted model, not a curated record